GCGACUGACUUCCAAGUCAUUUCCUCGUUGACCAGAUAAAUCACGAUGGAUGAAUAUCCUUAUCCCAUCAUUGUAGAGGGAGACUGGGGGCCUGGACACGCCAAAAGUGUUAAAAAUAAACUUCAGAUUUACUUUCAGAGUAAGAAAAAAUCUCAGGGAGGAGACUGCGUUGUGCAAUAUAAUGACGGGAGCAACUCUACUACGAUUCUGUUCAAAUCAUCUGACACCCGAGAUGGCGUGCUCUCAAAGUCAGAACACAUCAUUACCAUUGACAAUCAACAAAUCAAGUUGAAAGUGUACAAACCCGGUGAUGUAGAGGAACAGGCACACAGCACUGGACAAAGAACAGAGCAGGCAUGUGGAUAUCAGGAACCAAAUCAAAGUGCCUCUCAGGCUGAUGUGAAGAAGCCUCAAGAGACAAGUGCUGUGGUCCUGGAGAACCUUUCAGAAGAUGUUAAACAAGACGUUUUGACUCUUUUGGUGGAGAACAUCAGUGGUCUUUCUGAAAAUGACUUUAGCAUGGAAUUAAUUCCAGGAUUAAGAAAAGCAGUUGUGACCUUUAAAAACCCCAGUGCUGCAGAAAAGUUCCUUGAGGACAGCAGGACACAUGAAAAGUUUAAGAAGAAUAAUCUGAGGGCCCGUGCACUGGAAAGAAGCACAUGUGUGCGAGUGGAGGAUCUUCCAGCUGAGGUCAACAACAACAAGAUGCUGCUGGAACUAUAUUUUGAGAAAUGGAGCGGUCCAGUAGAAGAAGUUAUCACAAUUCCAGCAGAACAAGCAGCCAUUAUUAUUUUUAAGGAGGAAGAAGCCAAACAGAGAAUUUUGAAGCAAGAGACUUACAUCUGUGAUGUUCCAGUCAAGAUAUAUCCCUACUUUAAAUCACUGGAUACAGUCUUGUAUGGUGGCAAAAGACCCCAAUUGAAGCUGCCUGAACCCAUUACAGUCAGUGUACAUUCUGCCAUCAGGGAGUUCAUCCUCAAGAAAGGGCAGAUUUCCUCCAUUAAAGACCAGAUGAGCUCACACUUCUGCCAAAUAAACAUGGACAAACCUGAAGUUUUACUCAGUCCUGAUCCAGCAUUACUGAAACAGAAACAUGAUGCCAUUGAUGACUGGAGUAAGAAUGCAGUUGAUGCCUUCAAGAAAAUUAUCUCAAACUACACAACAUCUGAGUGGCCAGUGUCACACCCCCUUUUAUUUAAUGUGGAAAUUAAUAUUAAGAAAGUAGUGAAAGAUCAGGUUUUAAUAGACUUGGAUGCCUCUAAAGGUGUGCUGACACUGGCAGGAAUGACCCAUGAGAUAACUGGACUGAAACCCAUCAUAGAGAAGUUUUUGGAGAGAGGAACAAAUCAAAUAGAGAGAGAGAAGAACAGUGUGACAGAGGACAUGGAGAUUUCUCCUGCCAUGUACUCUCUGCUUGAACAAGAUGGCAUGAAAACUGUUUCUCAACAUCUGCGCAUUGACUACAAAAAAAAGAUGAACAGACUUAUUUUAUCAGGGCUUCAUACAGAAACUCUUGCCUUCAAAAAUUGGGUCCUUGAGAAGAAAAUAAAUAUGAAACAGAAGUCCUUACAGAUUAACUAUUCAGUCCUAGAAUUUCUAAGAUCAGUGGAUUGUGAUGAAAUGUCCAGAGAUCUCUUCAUAUCUCAUGGAAUAACUGCUGUCUACACAAUUGAAAAUAGAGGUGUCAUUGUAAUUGGAAGCACAGAAAGAGCACUUAAAGAGGCAGAGAAGAGGAUAAAUACAGUUCUUACAACCAAAAUCCUUGUUGUAGAAGAUCAGGGUAUCCUUCAAAUGCCGGAGUGGCUGGAUCUCAAGAAACAACUGGAGAAUUUGUUCAGUACUGUCAAAAAGAUCUCUGUGUUGAUAAACCUUUCCAAAAAGAGAGACAAAGUAUUAGUGACUGGAUUCAGAAAACCUGUAAUGGAGGUCAGUGAGAACUUAGGACGUUUCAUUGAGAAGCACACUAAAAUCGUAGAAAAGGUUCGUGUCAAAUCACAUGCUGUGGUUGAUUUCAUUAAAGACAGAAAAUCAGAAGACUGGCAGCAUUUCAUUAAGUCUAAUGAGGUGAAAGUCAGUUUUGAUUCAAUGAGACCCUUGAUCGAACUGUCUGGAGAGCGUGCAUUUGUCCAACCAGCUGUGACUUUCUUUAAAUGUUUAGCAGAUGCUCUCUACACGGACACACUGAUAAUUAAAAAGGCAGGAGCAAAGAAGUACUUCUUGGAGCAGGGUAAAAUGAUGUUCUCAAUGCUGUUGAAGGAAAAGAGAUUUUUGGUUGUUCAUCAGGAAGAUGAUAUACUAGAAAAGGAGGAAGAUGAAUUUACUGAAGGUAGUUUUGAAGAUAUUUACCAGGUCUCUUGUGAGGUUCAAAUACCAUGUGGACUAACUGUUACUGUCAGGAAGGCAGACAUUUGCAAGAUCAGUGUUGAUGCUGUAGUCAAUGCUGCUAAUGAAGAUCUGAAGCACACUGGUGGUGUAGCUUUAGCACUUCUUCAAGCUGCUGGACCAAGUCUGCAGCAAAUCUGUGACCAACACAUAAAAGUAAAUGGGCCUCUGAAGCCUGGAGAUGCCUUCAUCACUGACGCUGGUCGUCUUCCCUGUAAAUACGUGGUGCACGCUGUUGGACCUCGUUUUAGUGAUUCAGACAGACAUACUACUGUGCAACGCCUGAGACGUGCUGUGAGGGAAAGUCUGAACCAGGCGUUAAGGAAAAACUGCUCCUCCAUUGCAAUCCCAGUUAUUAGCUCAGGGAUAUUUGGUUGUCCUCUUGAUCUUUGCACAGAAUCAAUCGCCAAGGAGGUGCGUGACUACAUUGAUGAUCAUAACCACAGAAGGUCCAGAAGCACAUUAACUAAGAUUCACUUUGUUGAUAAUAAUGACAGUACUGUAAAUGCCAUGACUCAAGCUGUCAGAAAGGAAUUUGCUGCUUAUAACCUCAAAAUAACUUUCCCUCAUCAAACCAAACCUCCUGGGUAUAAUAACUAUGGAUCAGGCUAUCGUGGUCGUGGUCGUGGUCGUGGUCGUGGCUGUGACCGUGGUCAUGUCCAUGGGAAUGGCCGUGGUCGUGGAAACUAUGGCCAAAGAAACCAAGAGUUUAAAGGUUCCAAAGGUCGUGGUAAUAGAGUCUCUGAAGGACAAGCACACUGGAAAAGAGAUACCUCAAACUCUGGUGGCAGACAAGAUAUAUCUGAGGGGCUGAGUGUUCUGGACACCAAAACCGCACAGGAUGGACUAAAAAUCAUUCUGAGCAAAGGGAACAUCCAGGAUGCACAUGCUGAUGUAAUUGUAAACACUAUAUCGGAGGACUUGGACCUCAGAAAAGGUGCCGUCUCCAGAGCUCUCCUCCAGACUGCUGGUCAUCAUCUCCAGUCAGAAAUCACACGAGCUGCUCACUCAAACACUUUGAAUUAUGGUGAAAUGCUCAUCACAAAUGGUUAUAAUCUGAAAUGUCAAAAAGUCUUCCAUGUGGUUUGCCCGUUUUGGAAGCAAGGCUCAAAAGAUGAGGUACUCACUCAGAUCAUUAGAAAUUGCCUGAAAAAAGCAGAAAGCUGGAGAAUGGCUUCAGUUGUCUUCCCGGCUAUUGGGACUGGGAAACUUGGCUUUCCUAAAGAUCUGGUGGCCAGAAUCAUUCUGACAGAAGUCCAGAAAUUUAAGCCUACAAACGUCCGAAAGGUAACUGUGAUUGUGCACCCUUCUGACCUGGAGAGUGUAGAGUGCUUCACCACUGUCUUUAGACAUGGGAUUCAGGGUCCCAUCACAAAGGAAGUAGUACAUCGACAUGUCAUGCCGAAAAUAAAUAAUUCUGGCAUGUCAGCUCAGACCUCUGAGCUUGUUGGCAGUGUCUCCUCUCCCUCUCUUGGAGUACACAUUAUGCAGCUGGGUCAAGUGACUCUGGAGGUUUCUUCAGGAGACAUAACUAAAGAAAAAACUGAUGCCAUUGUCAACUCCUCAAAUAAGACAUUUUCACUGAAAGCAGGAGUAUCCAAGGCCAUUUUAGAUGCUGCUGGAGUAAAAGUGGAACAAGAAUGUUCACAGAUUGUGGGAUCAUUAAACAUGCAGCAGACAGAGAUUGUGACCUCAGCCGGGCGGCUUCCAUGUGGAAACAUCAUCCAUGUUAAUGGACGUAAUAGUCCAUCCGAAAUUAAGGAUGUUGUUUUGUCUGUUCUGAAGUUAUGUGAGUCACGUCAUAUUACUUCUGUUGCCUUCCCAGCUCUUGGCACUGGUCAGGCUGGUGCAAAACCAGCUGAUGUUGCAGAUGCAAUGGUUGAUGCAGUUGUCUACUUUGUAAAGAAAAAGAAACCGGUGCAUGUAAAGCUUGUGAAGUUUCUUAUAUUCCAGACGAACAUGGUGACAGACUUUCACCAAAGCAUGAUCAGAAGAUCUGGUGAGAAAAUGGGGAAAGAUAAAGGCCUGCUUAGCAAAUAUAAAGGUCAGUAAUACAUGCAUACAUACAUCCCAUCCAUUCUUAUUUUCGUUAAAUGUAGUAAUUUAUCCCUCACUGUUUUUGUUGAAAUGUUUUUCCCAUUAAAUGUUCACCCGGAUAAAAAGACUUUUUCGGAGGGGAAAGAGCAGACUCUCCUGCAAAUGAAGAGUUUGUGAUGGUGGGAGAAGAUAUUGAGCCAGCUGUGUUUCAGCUGUGUGGGGAGACACCAAAGGACCUGAGUGAAGCCAGGGACAUGAUCAACAGCAUGAUAUUGCGGGAGCAUGUGACAAUCCCUAUCCGUGAUCCAGCCAUUGCUCAUUUCACCAAAGAGGAUGGAGAAACACUGAACGCCAUGCAGAGGGAGCUCACAGUCAGUGUCCGGCUUGAGAAGAAAGGCCAAGACUCUGUCAUCACACUGGAGGGUCUGACAAGAGACGUUCACACUGCAGACAAUCGUAUUCAAGACAUGAUCAGAAAGGUGGAAAGAAAGGAAAAACGAAGAAGUGAGGCUUUUAUAAUCAGGAAUGUGGUUAAGUGGCAAUAUCAGGAAAAUGGACGGAGCGUCAAAAACUUUGAUAUGUUGACCAAUUAUGACCUGGAAAAGGCCUUUCAGAAGAAACAGCCUUCAGUGAGAAUCAUGAUCAAUAAUGAAGAAUAUGAGGCUGAUUUAGUUCUCAAAGAGGCCACAAGAGGGAGAUUGAGAAUUCAGUUAAAUAGAAUAGAACUGGAAGGUUGAAAGAGUCCAGAUCACUGCACUUUGGAGAUACUACAUGAUCAAAAAGGUGUGACUGGAAGAUAAAAACAACAAAAACAAUGAAAAACAUCUGAUGCAUUAAACUUGCCCUGAUGACAGAUCAGAUCAACCAUCACAACUUCGCUAGCAUGAAUAGUAUCAGUCAAAUUCAGUAUAAACUGUUUGUAGGAGCCAUGUACAUAUUUUGCUGUGCCACCAGAGGUGUACACACACACACACACACACACACACACACACACACACACACACACACACACAAUAAGAUGUUAAACCUCAUGGUCCCUUAUACCUAAUCAGCAGUUGUUUGUUUACAUAUAUUGAAGUAUUUUCAAACAAGGAAAAUAGUUUGUGCUGAUCACAUACAGGGAUUAUGUAUCUGUGAAUUAAAGAAGCACAAUGAUUAAUAUUAGACACCAUUAUGCAACAGUAAAAUAACUUUACUGAAUCAUGAUAGUAAAUUCUCAUUCUUUUCUACAUUUUGUAAAGAUCCUAAAUUAAUAUUUUCUGUGUCUGUUUCAAUAUUUAUUUGCA
Messenger RNA from Carassius carassius (crucian carp), 5705 nucleotides. RefSeq names its product protein mono-ADP-ribosyltransferase PARP14-like. Gene Ontology annotation, cellular component: nucleus; cytoplasm. The transcript has 14 exons. The record is from RefSeq and is a predicted model, not a curated record. Bases 46 to 4434 code for a protein of 1462 amino acids. Gene Ontology annotation, biological process: negative regulation of gene expression. Gene Ontology annotation, molecular function: transcription corepressor activity. Lineage: Eukaryota; Metazoa; Chordata; Actinopteri; Cypriniformes; Cyprinidae.